AUGGAGGGGCUCGAUCGGAUCCACUUAGUGGCACGCAGGGGGGAUUGCAUGAUGUCAGGGGAUAUCAAAGAUAGCUUCUAUGCUCUGCAAGUCGAAUUCGCUAGAUUGGCAGUUCUACGACUACACUGGGAAGCUAUGGUGUUAUCUAGCCCUACCAAUGGGAGCAUUCUUCAGCCCGUGGUACUUCAAUCUGCUCAUGCAAGUACUGCGACGAUUAUGCUGGGAAGUUUGGAUCCCCAAGACCAAUGGGAGCUCACUACCGACAGUUGCCUAAACGAGUUCGGAACUGUUCUUCAUCAUCUAGCGACGGAGAAGACAUAG
This is a messenger RNA of Sphaeroforma arctica JP610, 321 nucleotides long. RefSeq lists its product as hypothetical. The transcript has a single exon. Bases 1 to 321 code for a protein of 106 amino acids. The record is from RefSeq and is a predicted model, not a curated record. NCBI's taxonomy places the organism in Eukaryota, Ichthyosporea, Ichthyophonida.